UCAUUGGCAAGAUCAGUUGUGAAUUCAACAGCUUCCCAACAACAGCAGCAUACGUCCACCAUGUACGGCCCGACGUCGAUUCUGUCCUCCGCGGGGAUGGGUCCAUCCAUAAUGCCGUCGACGCCGCUGCGUGCAUUGACGUACAACGUGCCGUCCACCGUCAUCUUGCUCGACUGGGACGACACGCUUUUCCCGAACGCGUACCUGGCGAAACAGCGAUAUACGCUCGACGACGUGCAUGAACCACUGUCCACGCAAGAUCAGAUUCUCAUGGAACUCCUGAUGCAACACGUUACCACGUUUCUCAAAGCUUGCGUCGAUGCGAACCGCACCGUGAUGAUUGUCACGAACGGAGAAGCCGACUGGGUCGAGCGCUCAUGUAAACGCUUCAUGCCGGCGAUCUACCCGUUGGUCGCAUCCUUUCGUAUCAUGUCGGCGCGGGCCAAGUAUGAAAACACAUAUCCCAUCGAAGAGUGGAAAGUGGCGUGCUUCACGUCUGAGCUGACCAAGCACUUCGUUGGGGACAUGACCGGUCGCCAGCGUCAUAUCGUGUCGAUCGGCGACUCGCACUACGAACGCCAAGCUGUGCAAAUGAUGCCGUCAUGCCUACCGCUGACCAAGUCCAAGUCGGUCAAGUUCGUCGACUACCCUUCUAUCCCCGACAUGGUGCGACAGCUCAAGCUCGUGUCGACCUAUUUAUCGCAUUUGUGUACCCACCCUGACCACCUCGACUUGAUUCUGUCUCGCGAGAUCCUCCGGGGCGUUGUCAUCUAAACCAAUCUAAGUAAUAUUAUUUAUGCACUGCA
Messenger RNA from Aphanomyces astaci, 806 nucleotides. RefSeq lists its product as hypothetical. Lineage: Eukaryota; Oomycota; Saprolegniomycetes; Saprolegniales; Verrucalvaceae. The transcript has a single exon. The coding region runs from base 61 to 774 and encodes 237 amino acids. The record is from RefSeq and is a predicted model, not a curated record.